Messenger RNA from Musa acuminata subsp. malaccensis (wild Malaysian banana), 728 nucleotides. NCBI's taxonomy places the organism in Eukaryota, Viridiplantae, Streptophyta, Magnoliopsida, Zingiberales, Musaceae. The record is from RefSeq and is a predicted model, not a curated record.
AUGGUGGGCUAUAAAAACCCUCAUCCAAUGCUCUUCCCAGCACCAAGUCCUGCAAUAGCAUCUUCUGCCAACAAAGGGAGUGUUUGCGUCCAUUCAUUCUCAGUUGCUGCUAAUAUGGGGAGAAUGGUGAAGGUGGGGCCAUGGGGUGGCAACGGAGGGGAUCUGUGGGAUAUGGGACAUCCCGACCACAUUACCAAACUUAAAAUCUAUUAUGGAGAUAACAUUGUGGGGUUGGAAACUACCUACAUUCUUAACGGUAAUUCCCACACCGACAAACGUGGAACCACCAAUGGCGCUUCCAAGGAGAUCAUCCUCGAGGAGGACGAGUACUUCACUUCUAUCUCCGGAUAUUUUCAUGCAUUAUCCAAUUAUCAGGGACAUGCAAUUGUGAUGUUGCUUACUCUUGAUACUAACAAGGGUGCAUCCAUAAGUGUAGGCAACAAGAUUGGCAGUUCAUUCGCCCUUACUUUAGAGGAGGGGAGUAAGAUUCUGGGCUUCUUUGGGCGAGCGGGUACAGCCAUUGACGCUAUUGGAAUCCGCUGCUCAUUGCCAAACUAAGUGUAUGCACUGGCACUGGCUCGUGUUCCUAUCUAUCGAAUGGUGUAAUAAAUAAGCAACGAUAACAAUUUAUGGUGCUUGCCAUGAUUGUCAUCAUCGUUGUUAUCCUUCUCAAUCGGUGUUGCUUUGAAUAAAUAAUGAAAUGUUUUCGAAUCCACUUUGAUAUCUUA